Messenger RNA from Ilex paraguariensis (yerba mate), 957 nucleotides. Lineage: Eukaryota; Viridiplantae; Streptophyta; Magnoliopsida; Aquifoliales; Aquifoliaceae. The record is from the annotation of a GenBank genome assembly.
AUGGAAGACUUGAGGAAUUACAAAGUGGAUGUUAUGGAUGGAGACUCCAUGAACGUGCUCGGCUACACCAUAUUAGGAAUGCCACCUCCAUCAAGUGGAUUACUUGGGCUUUCUCUGGUUCUAAACAUCUUGGAUAGCUAUGGGAGUUCCCAAUCUGCGAAGGGAUCUCAGGGUUUACAUCGCUUAAUUGAAGCAUUAAAAUUUAUAUUUGCUGUCCGGAUGAACCUGGGUGACCCCGACUUUGUAAAUAUUAGUAAGACCAUGUCUGACAUGUUUUCCCCUCGUUUUGCCAAGAAACUUCAUCAGAAGAUAUUCGACGACACCACUUUUCCUCCUGAAUACUAUAUGUACAGGUGGAGUCAGCUUAGAGAUCAUGGAACCAGCCAUUUAUGUGUUGUGGAUGCAAAUCGAAAUGCUGUAUCAAUGACAACCACUGUAAACUAUGAUUUUGGAGCUGGGUGCUCUCUUCUUCCACUGGUAUUGUGCUCAACAAUGAAAUGGAGACCCUUAUCUUCCAUGACGCCUAUCAUUGUUCUCAAGGAUGAUCAAUUGGUUGGGGUCAUUGGCGGUAGUGGUGGUUUAUACAUAAUUCCAGCAGUGGUCCAGGUUUUUCUCAACCAUUUUAUCUUUGGAAUGGAACCUUUAGCUGCUGUUCAGAGUCCAAGAGUCUACCACGAGCUUAUACCUAAUGUGGUUACGUACGAGAACUGGACCGUGUUUGAUGGUGAGCAUAUAGAGCUCUCCAACAAGAAAAAACAGUUCUUGGAAGAGAGGGGUCAUCAACCGGAGGCUAGAGCAGGGGGAGCUAUCUGCCAGCUUCUUGUUCAAAACCUUCAAAAUCUGAUUGAUAUGGGCCGGAAAAAUGGGAAAGUGGGUAAAGACGAGGUAUUCCGAGGAACACUUACUGCCGUUAGUGAUCCUAGGAAAGAUGGGAGGCCUGCGGCUCUGAUACUGUAG